AUGUCAGUCCCCCCAGGAGGUCUAAUUCUCCUCACCGGCGCAAACGGGUAUAUAGCCAGCGUCACCAUCCACCUCUUCCUUGCUCGAGGCUACUCCAUCCGCGGCACAGUUCGCUCCAUCCGUCGCAAUGCCUGGAUGAAGACAUACUUUGGCCCUCGCUUCGAGCUCGUCGAAGUCCCCAAUAUCCAUUCUCCAGGUGUCUUUGAGAAUGGUGAUCUUCUCAGGGGUGUGGAUGGGAUCGUCCAUAUGGCUAUGGAUAUGGAUAUGAAUCCGCAGAACCAGGGGAUUAUUGAGAAUACGAUACAAUCAAAUCUAAGGCUGUUGGAAGCUGCGGCGAGGGAAUCUAGGGUGAAGACUGCGUGCGCACUUCCGACGACCGGGGUGCCGUACAAGAUUGACUCAUCAACAUGGAAUGAAGAAGCUAUCGAACAAACAAGCAAACCCUGGAAUAACGAGGGCAACCCCCGCUGGCACGGAAUCAAGCUCUACGCAGCUUCCAAAGCGCGCGGUGAACAGGAAGCCUUCGCAUGGGCCCGGAAGCAUCAACCCUCCUUUUCGUUCAAUACGGUCGUGCCCAAUGUUAACUUCGGGAUAGCCAUUUCACAUGAAAAUAUGAGUUAUCGCAGUACGGCGGCUGUUCUCGAUGGCGUUGUUAAGGGGUACCCGGCCGCACCAUCCGUGCUGCCGUCGCAGUGGUACGUCGAUGUUGAGGACACGGCGCUUCUACACCUAGCUGCUUUGACACUAGAUGAUGUACACGACGAACGGCUCCUUGCCUUUGCGGGAAAGUAUUCCUGGACCCAGAUUAUGGAGAUUUUGCACAGACGGUAUCCGGGGAAGAUUGGAUUGGGUGCGUUGUCGAAUAAUGCUGAGCCCGAGGUUGUGGAUGCGGGUGAAGUGGACAAUCAGCGAAGUAUUGAGGUGCUGAAAAUGAUGGGGAAGGAAGGAUUUACCACGUUGGAGGAUACGUUGGUGAAGGCCGUGGAUACUAUCCUGGAAAAUCAGGCUAAAAAUGUGCCCAAGACGAGGAUUGAUCUUUACUAUGAGUCGGUUGCUGGGAGAGUUGUUGGGAGUUAG
Talaromyces stipitatus ATCC 10500 is the source of this 1077-nucleotide messenger RNA. Its product is annotated as NAD dependent epimerase/dehydratase, putative. The record is from RefSeq and is a predicted model, not a curated record. NCBI's taxonomy places the organism in Eukaryota, Fungi, Ascomycota, Eurotiomycetes, Eurotiales, Trichocomaceae. Gene Ontology annotation, molecular function: oxidoreductase activity, acting on the CH-OH group of donors, NAD or NADP as acceptor. The transcript has 2 exons. The coding region runs from base 1 to 1077 and encodes 358 amino acids.